Molecule: messenger RNA, 543 nt
Organism: Triticum turgidum subsp. durum (durum wheat)
Lineage: Eukaryota; Viridiplantae; Streptophyta; Magnoliopsida; Poales; Poaceae
Source: the annotation of a GenBank genome assembly
AUGGCAGCCCAUGUGGAUCCCCUUGUGGUUGGGAGGGUGAUCGGUGACGUGGUGGACAUGUUCGUGCCCACCAUGCCGGUGACCGUGCGCUUCGGGACGAAGGACCUGACGAACGGCUGCGAGAUCAAGCCGUCCAUCGCCGACGCGGCGCCCUCGAUCCAGAUAGCCGGCCGGGCCGGCGAUCUCUUCACCCUGGUUAUGACUGAUCCGGACGCACCGAGCCCCAGCGAGCCAACCAUGAAGGAGUGGCUUCACUGGCUGGUGGUUAACAUACCUGGUGGAUCAGAUCCUUCUCAAGGGGAGGAGGUGGUGCCCUACAUGGGUCCGAAGCCGCCGUUGGGCAUCCACCGCUACGUGCUGGUGCUGUUCCAGCAGAAGGCGCGUGUGCUGGCGCCGGCUCCCGGCGGCGACACAGCAGCGUCGGCCAUGCGCGCGCGGUUCAGCACCCGUGCCUUCGCAGAGCGCCAUGACCUGGGGCUCCCCGUCGCCGCCAUGUACUUCAACGCGCAGAAGGAGCCGGCCAACCGCCGCCGCCGCUACUAG